AUGCUUGAAAUGGUUAAGGUGAUUCUGAAGGUUCUUGCCCGUGGGCUUCCAGAGCAUUGGGGAUGUUCGCCUAAUGUCUUUGACGAAUUGACUAUCAAUCCUUCCGCUCCUUUGCGUCUUCUUCAUUACGCGCCCCAACCGGUGAAGCAUGAUAACCAAUUUGGUGUGGGCGAUCAUACCGACUUCGGGAAUGUCUCUGUCCUCCUCCAGGAGGAAGACACGGAGGGACUGGAAGUCUUUUAUCCGCCAACGGAAACCUGGGUUCCUGUUCCUGUCAAGGAACAUUCCUACGUGAUUAACAUGGGCGAUAUGAUGCAGAAAUGGACAGCCGGAUACUACCGGAGCGCGCGUCACCGCGUUGUCAAUCACAACGUCAGGUCAAGGUACAGUGCACCGUUCUUUCUGAAUGGGAAUCUCGACCUGAAGUGCCGGGCUUUGGAUGGUUCUGGGGUUGAGACGGUCAUUGGUGAGCAUAUUCGGCGACGGCUGAUGGAGACUAUUGGGGGUGAGGCUGGUAGGAAGUUGGGUCUUUGA
Molecule: messenger RNA, 534 nt
Organism: Aspergillus oryzae RIB40
Lineage: Eukaryota; Fungi; Ascomycota; Eurotiomycetes; Eurotiales; Aspergillaceae
Exons: 2
Coding region: 1-534 (177 amino acids)
Molecular function (GO): dioxygenase activity
Source: RefSeq, a predicted model, not a curated record